AUGUCUUGCGCUCUUCUUCACUUCCCGGUUCACCUACCAAUACUGUGCUCUGAGAAUGUUGUUAUAGAUGCCUGCAUUUUGGAAUCCGACUCUGGACUAUUGCAACAGGCCUGUGAUAUCACAGGAGGCAUGUACCUGAAGAUCCCUCAGCCUGCUGGCCUACUGCAGUACCUACUGUGGGUGAACCUGCCUGACCCCGUGUCCCGAGAGAAGCUGAAUCUUUCCCCCAGGGUACAGGUGAACUACAGGGCAGCUUGUUUCUGUCAUAGGAACAUCAUAGACAUCGGAUAUGUGUGCUCGGUGUGCCUCUCAAGUAUGUGCAGCUCUGCUUUGACAGCUCGUACAUUUUUACUGGACUAG
Messenger RNA from Dreissena polymorpha, 360 nucleotides. RefSeq names its product general transcription factor IIH subunit 3-like. Gene Ontology annotation, biological process: nucleotide-excision repair; regulation of DNA-templated transcription. The coding region runs from base 1 to 360 and encodes 119 amino acids. Gene Ontology annotation, cellular component: transcription factor TFIIH holo complex; transcription factor TFIIH core complex. The record is from RefSeq and is a predicted model, not a curated record. Lineage: Eukaryota; Metazoa; Mollusca; Bivalvia; Myida; Dreissenidae. The transcript has 4 exons.